AUGUCUGGAGGUCCAGUUCCAGUUUGGAAGAAAUACACCACCCAGUCAACCGGUAUCUGGGAGAAGGUCCGUCAAAUCCUUUCAUUAGUCCCAAACAGAUCCUCCGGUAACCCUAUCGUUUCGCUCUUCCGUCAAUCUCCUCCAGGUGACAGAAUCAAAGACGCCAAGAAGUAUGUGGACCCAGUAACCUUGCCAGCAGCUGACAUCCAAGGUAACCCAUACUAUAAGAGAGACUACAGAAGAAAUUUCCCACAAGUACAUGGUUUCAACCAAACCAAGGUUUCUGGAUUAUUGAAGUUGGGUUCCGCUGACAAGCCAAGAAUUUCCAUCGGUGACAAGGGUACCAAAGAAUUGUCUGUAUUCAUCGAAUCUGCCGAACCAGUGAGCUUAGCUACCACCUUGGCCGGUGUUCCAGCCAAUGUUGUCAAGGGAGAAUUGUUGGGAGCUCAAGGUGAACCCAUAGUGGCCCCAUCUUUGAACAAGUUUGAAUGGACUAUAUUACAAGAACCGGAACAUGGUAUGUACACUGAGCAAUACCCAUGCCGUAUUUUCACUGAAAAGAAGCCUCAAGCCACCCAAUAA
Molecule: messenger RNA, 582 nt
Organism: Suhomyces tanzawaensis NRRL Y-17324
Lineage: Eukaryota; Fungi; Ascomycota; Pichiomycetes; Serinales; Debaryomycetaceae
Gene: NUO2
Product: Nuo2p
Exons: 1
Coding region: 1-582 (193 amino acids)
Source: RefSeq, a predicted model, not a curated record